Molecule: messenger RNA, 2020 nt
Organism: Mesocricetus auratus (golden hamster)
Lineage: Eukaryota; Metazoa; Chordata; Mammalia; Rodentia; Cricetidae
Product: gasdermin-C-like
Exons: 13
Coding region: 145-1593 (482 amino acids)
Biological process (GO): pyroptotic inflammatory response; defense response to bacterium
Molecular function (GO): phosphatidylserine binding; phosphatidylinositol-4-phosphate binding; phosphatidylinositol-4,5-bisphosphate binding
Source: RefSeq, a predicted model, not a curated record
CCUAAGAAUCCUUCCUUCUCUGAGCCAAUCCUCCCGUCUGAGUUUUAGAAGUUGUGCUUGAAUCAGAAGGUCCAAGGACUGAGAGGAGCUGCAUUCAGUUGCACUUUCUCUAGAGGAGGAAAACCGGCAUCAACCUGUAGCAACAUGCCCUACUCAUUUGACUGGGUUUGCAAGGAUGUGGUCAAAAAGCUUCAAGGAAAAGAUCUGUGUCCUGUCAAACGUCUGUCAGAUGCGACGAAGUUCCGUCAGUUUGAGAUACUGCAGAAGACUGCUCAGUCACUGUUUUGGAAAACUGAAGACAUUCCAGUUGGAUAUUCGCUCCUGCAGAUUUUAGAGCCAAAUUUUCCAGUCCCAGACCCUGAAGUAUCAGCUCCCAUCCCGCUCAAGUGCACUGUAUCUCAGAAACUGAAGGGUAACUUGGGUGUCAACGCCAUUGCAGAAGGAAGUGUGUCAGCAGAGUUUGCUCAUUCCUCUGGAUACGACAUCGAGGUUCAGUGUACCAGCAUCCCAGCUUCAAAACUGGAAAUUCUUCAAAACAGGAAACUGGUGGAAAAGGAGCCAUCAUUUAUCAAGGAUUGCAGGAUUGGAAGGAAGGACCUGUACGUGGUGACAGAGGCCUUUGAAGUGACCAGGGGUACAGUGCUGGAAGACAGUAGCAGUGUCAGCUUACUGGGAAAAGUGCUCACCCCUCAGUUUGCCAAGGUUCAAGCCCAGGGCGACUGGCACAGGGAGACAAAGGAUUCAGUGCCUAUCCUAAAGGGUGCAGUGGUGGCCUACAAGAAGAAGCAACUGGUCAUUGAGAAUGACACUUGUGCCAUUCUCCUUUCUGCUAAGGCUAAGAAGAAAACACUUUUAGGGACACUGCGUAUGCAGCCUAGGUUUCUAGGUCAUCCGCAGUACUUUCAACCCAAAACAUGUGCUCUGGAAACUGAGAUAAGACCACAUUCUAGAAGACAGCUAGACUGGGAGUUAAGUUGCAUCUCUCCAAUAGGAAGGUUAGAUGAACCCUUACCUAAUGAUUUCCAGCAUCUACAAAAUGAGAUUUCUGAGAAAACAGGGUUACUGGCCAUGCUUUCAAAGGACGUUCAAGAUGCUGUGUUCUCUAGUCUCCUGCCCAUGCUAGGAGACAGGGACACUCUGUAUGACCUGAUGAUCAUGCUGGAGUUGGGUCAGUUGGGGCACAUGGAUGGCCCAGGUGGUGUGAUCCUCGAUGAGCUGAGAAAGGACUCAUGGAAUGUUCUAAAGGACCUCAUUCUUUAUCUCCUUCACGCCCUAAUGGUGCUGAGUGAUACCCAACUCAGUCUGCUGGCCCAGUCUGUGGAAAAGCAGUUUCUCCUCCAGCAAAGACAACUGGUGAAGAGCAUCCUGCAGGCGAACUUCAAGUAUCCCUGGAACAUCCCCUUCACUCUGCAGCCUCAGCUCCUCGCCCCACUCCAGGGGGAGGGCCUGGCCAUUACUUACGGAUUGCUGAGCGAGUGUGGGCUGCAGAUGGAGCUGAAUAAUCCCAGGUCAACUUGGGAUCUGGAAGCCAAGAUGCCCAUGUCUGCGCUUUAUGGGAGCCUGUCGUUCCUGCAGCAACUUGUAGAAGCCUAACCCUGCUCAGAGCCUGGCCCCAGCCCGGCCGGUGCUGAGUCCUGGAUGCAUUCGAGACAUGGCACCAUGGCGUACACGGGAGAGGAGAUUACUGUGCACGUUCUAGGUGUUGGCAAUAAUGAUGCUAACUAAGUGUUUUUCUUAUGAAUGUGCUAUUCAUUCACAAUUAUAUAAAUAAUAUGUUUUGAUUAUAUUCAUCUCCCCCAGUGUCCUUUUUUUUAAAAAUCCAUCUCCUCCAAGCCCUUAUCCACUAUCUUCUCAUUGAACUUUUUAAUGCUCUACUGCACUUAAUUAGGGUUGUGGCCCUGGGCUCUCUUGGUCUAGUGCAGAUAGCCGUUAGUACUGUGAGUUUAUGGGUGCAAUAACCAUUCUAUAUCCUUGCCAUUUCCAUGGGUAAAUUUGUUGGUGUCUUUCACAACUCCUCAAA